CUUGAUACCUGUAGUUAUAUCUCCACCUGAAAUAUUUGAAUUAUAAUAGUAUUAGAUUGGGUAGCAACCAAAAAUGAUCCUAAAAUAUUUGAUUUUCCUCUCCUGCAUUGUCUAUGCACUUGGUUCUUCAAAUGAUGAUACCAGAGUAAUAGGAGGUCAAAACGCCUCCUUGAAUCAAUUUCCAUACCAAGUAUCACUCCGAUACAAAGGUACCCAUUCCUGUGGUGGCUCCAUCUUGGAUUCCAAGACAAUCCUCCUUGCAGCACAUUGCGUAGCAGGAAGUUCCAGUUCCCUAAUGACCAUCCGCCUGGGCCACACUCAACUGAACGCACAAACAGAAGAAUACCCUGUGAAAUCAUUCACUAUCCACGAUGACUAUGAUCCUUUCAAGGUGAUCAACGAUAUUGCUAUCAUUAAACUUACUCAACCUAUCCUUUUACGUGAUGGUGUCCAAGCUAUCACCUUACCACAAAAAGAUACUUUACCAGGUGAAGAUGUGACUCUUUCCGGAUGGGGCCUCACCUCCUAUCCAGGUGGUAAACCUAAUGAUCUACAGUUUAUUAACCUCAAAACUAUUUCAUUGGAGGAUUGUGUCCACGCACACAAUGCAUCAAAACAACCUAUAAUGGAAACAGAAUUGUGUACAUUAACAACCAAAGGUGAAGGUGCGUGUCAGGGAGAUUCCGGUGGUCCAUUGGUUGACUCAAACGGUGUACAAGUUGGUAUUGUCUCAUGGGGGAAACCAUGCGCGCUUGGAUAUCCUGAUGUCUUCACCAGGGUGUAUUCAUUCUUGACUUGGAUCAAACAAAACAGACAUUAAUUAAUCUAAAAAAACAAAAUGGCGGUACAUAUACAUACAUAUUAAAUACAUAAUUGUAUAGCAUACAUUUUGUUUUUGUUUUGGUACAUUUCACAUCGAAAAUAAAUAUGUUUAGAUUACACAGCA
This is a messenger RNA of Dalotia coriaria, 946 nucleotides long. RefSeq names its product chymotrypsin-1-like. Gene Ontology annotation, molecular function: serine-type endopeptidase activity. Bases 74 to 820 code for a protein of 248 amino acids. The record is from RefSeq and is a predicted model, not a curated record. NCBI's taxonomy places the organism in Eukaryota, Metazoa, Arthropoda, Insecta, Coleoptera, Staphylinidae. The transcript has 2 exons. Gene Ontology annotation, biological process: proteolysis.